Messenger RNA from Vollenhovia emeryi, 1379 nucleotides. Its product is annotated as WD repeat-containing protein 89. Gene Ontology annotation, molecular function: protein binding. The coding region runs from base 117 to 1316 and encodes 399 amino acids. The transcript has 7 exons. Lineage: Eukaryota; Metazoa; Arthropoda; Insecta; Hymenoptera; Formicidae. The record is from RefSeq and is a predicted model, not a curated record.
CUGGCAUUGUGUGAUAGGCUUAACACUAUGACCCCGUGUCAUAAACGCACCACGCGUGUUCGGGUUAACCUCAAAGUUCUGCCUGCGCUCCAGUUUGGAAUGCGCGAGACGAGAUUAUGCCGAGAAUAGUCGAGUCCCUGAAGAAGCUGAACAUCAAGAACGACGCUGGAGCGCACGGACCCGACGAAAUGGCCGGCGAGAAAACCGAGUUGACGCUGUCACUAGAAAAAGUGGUGUCUCGCGAUCAGAACUACAUCCUUUUCGUGUGUGGGACACAAAGCGAGCCGGAAUUUAAGAUCGGAGCCGCAUUGUCGGAUCAUUCGUGUGCGAUAUAUUCCGUUGGCGAAUCCUUAAGCAAAACGGUUACACUGAACCAUACUCAAGCGACUAUCGUAGGAAUUAAGUUCAGUCCUACUUCUAAAGAUAUAUUUUACGUCGCAGCUGACAAUGGAUUAAUCACGGCCUGUGAUCUGCGUGCCAAAGGAAAAGUCGUGGCAGAAUUCAAAGACGACACGGAAAACGGCAAAUUGAAGCCUUUGGCCAGCUUCGACCUUAGCUGCGACGAAAUGCUCCUAGCCGGCGGGACGGAGCACACGAGUGGCGAUGCGUUUAUCCUGUUUUGGGACGUGAGGCAAACUGGUGCGAAAGUAGGAAAUAAGGACAAUAUCCUUGGCGGAUAUUGGGAAUCGCAUAUAGACGAUGUUACUUGUCUCACCUUUCAUCCCGCCAAACGAAAUGUUUUGGCGUCGGGCAGCACUGACGGUCUCAUUAAUAUCUUCGACCUGACGCAGUCCACGGAAGAUUCGGCCUUGACGUCCUCGUUAAACACCGAAUCAUCAGUGGACAGGCUAGGUUGGUUAACUGAAGAUUCUCUGUGGUGUACGACACACACGCACGAUUUGCAACUGUGGGAAUGCGAAGGUGCUUGUGCGUACGAAACAUUCGCACGUAGUGAUUUAGCCCUGUCGAGGAAUGAUGAUCCUGAUAAUUGUUAUUUAGUGAGAUGCCACGCCACAAAUGCGUUCGGACAACCAUUCCUGUUGGCAGGUUCUAGUACAGCUAAAAGCGAAAAUCUAAGAUGUUUGAAUAUUAGGAAGAAUUGUCUGGAAACGCUUUACGAAAUUGUAGGGAAUAAACAAGUAGUAAGGGACAGUUGGGUGCACGAAAAGAGCGGUAGCUUGGUGACGGUCGGCGAGAAGGGCAUUGUCAACGUGUGGCAACAAGCGGAAUCGCCGACGCAGCAAAGUUCGGGUCAUGAAUUGUCGACUAAGAUUGGAACCGGCCGUGACAGGCAUCACAGGACUAAACCCUACUAAAAUAACUACAGUUAGAAGAAAAAAAUACAAAAUUUGUUAUUCCAAAGUGUUGUGAAGGCUCCC